Hippoglossus stenolepis (Pacific halibut) is the source of this 2117-nucleotide messenger RNA. RefSeq names its product E3 ubiquitin-protein ligase RNF182. Lineage: Eukaryota; Metazoa; Chordata; Actinopteri; Pleuronectiformes; Pleuronectidae. The transcript is spliced from 8 exons. The record is from RefSeq and is a predicted model, not a curated record. Bases 701 to 1492 code for a protein of 263 amino acids.
CCCGUCAUCCCGCUGCAGGCUGGUUUCCAUGGUAACCCAGCUCCCGCCGCCGGCCGCGCGCCGCAGUGAGACGAAGGAGAGACAUGAGUCACCGACAUCAGCGAGACAGCGACCGACCACCGACAUCCCGACCACCGACAUCCCGACCACCGACAUCCUUACAACCGUCAUCCCGACAAUCGCCGUCCCGACAACCGACCGACCAGACACGGCGCUCCCCUUGUCCGUUAGCAUGUUAGCAUGUUAGCAUGUUAGCUUCCCGCUACUGUCAGCCACAGGAGGCGCGAGACGGCGACGGACUGUUAAUGAGGCUGGAGGCGAUGCACGAGCUGCACAGGCUGCAGAUCAACAUGUUGCUGUUCAAUGAUCAAGAUGUUGCUUCAACCUGACCGACAACAUCCAGGCCACAAGCAACUGAAUCUACGGAAACACCUACAGCAACUACAACAUGUACGACAUGUAAAGCAACUCGACAACCUAUUUUCCUAUGUUGAAUAACAAGAGACCGCAGCAACUACACCUACAACUCCUCAACUUGCAGCAACUAAUGAACAGUUACCAGACGACGUUAAUCAUCUGUGUUGCUUCAACCAGAGAGAAACGUUCAGCAGAUUAAAAACCAGCAACGUACCGAGCAACAGCAUCUACAACCCCGAGCAACCAUCACCUUCACAAGCAGGUGAAGACGACAGCCAACAGAAUGAGCCAGCUGAAGGAGGCGGAGCCUUGCCGGGAGCUGGAGGGGAAGGUGCAGACCUGGGCUCAGUCACUGGUUUACACUUUGGAGGAGCUCGAGUGUAAAAUCUGUUACAACCGUUACGACACUCGCAGCAGGAAACCGAAGCUUCUGGGAUGUUUGCAUCGCGUCUGCGCCAAGUGUCUGAAGAAGAUGGUCGACAUGGGAGAGUCGUCCCCCUCUGUCAUCAGCUGUCCAUUCUGUCGCCAUGAGACGCACGUCCCCGAUGAAGAGGUGUGGUUGAUGGAGGACGACCGACACAUUCUGGCGGUGUUGUCGUGUCAGGACCGAGCUCGGCGUGGCGGAGGAGGGGGGGGGGUGGUGUUGAGUCCUUCUUGUCUCGCCGCAGGGGGCAGCGUGGAGGCGUCGCACCGCUCCUCAGACUGUCUGGUCAUCACCAUCAUGGAACUUCCCGAAUCGUCUCCUUCGUCGGACUCACUGAGCACGCUCAACGUGGUGGGUGUGUACCGCCCCCCCAGCAUCGACUCGCUGCCCUGUCACCUGCCCCCCCACAAGUGUCACAACUGGACAUCCCGCAGCAUCCCUCGCUGCCUUCUGGGGGCGCUUUGUCUGGUGUUCUUCAGCUCGCUGCCUCUGGGGAUUUACCUGCUUAUGAUUGGUCAGCUGUGGUUGGGCGUCGUCCUCGUCAGUUUGGUCCCGUCGACGCUGCUCCUCCUCGUCAUCUACGGCUUCUGUCAGUGUCUCUGCCACGAGGUGAUGGAGGCGCUCGCCACACGCACACACACGCUGCCAUGACUACACCAGCCAUGAAGACAACACAUGCCGCCAAGACCAUGACAACACAACAUGCUGCCAUGACGAUGCAAGAACAAUUACAUUGCACAGUAACAAUGUUGCCAUAGCAACAACAACAUGACCACUGUCACAUGAUCACCGGUUGACCCACACCCCAUCUAAAAACCAGCAUUACUACAGCCAAUCACAAAAGGGAGGCGGAGUCUGAAGUUUUUUCUCUCCGUGGCCUCCUGCUGGAGGAACUGAGAACAGCCGAUUACGACUGAAUUAUGAAUCAUCCUCCAAGUGUCGGACUGAACUAAUCAAUCAUGAACUGAUCAAUAUCUGAGAUCAGAACUGAAACAUCCAAGGCUGUUAGCUUAGCUUAGCUCAAAGACUGUAAGCAUGGUAAACUGUUAGCCUAGCUUAGCACAAAGACUGUAAGCAUGGGGAACUGUUAGCCUAGCUUAGCAAAAAGACUGGAAGCAAAUGAAACAGGUUACCUAGCUUAGCAGGAAGAUCAAAAGCAGGGGGAAACUGUUAACCUUGAGCUGUUUGUGCUAAGCUAGGCUACCACUCCUGGAUUAGACUCUGGAGAGUUGGAUUUCCUUUACGGUUUUUGUCUCUAUAAAGUGCCAUCAUUUGA